Sorghum bicolor (sorghum) is the source of this 1254-nucleotide messenger RNA. RefSeq names its product BTB/POZ and MATH domain-containing protein 1. The transcript has a single exon. Bases 1 to 1254 code for a protein of 417 amino acids. Gene Ontology annotation, molecular function: protein binding. Gene Ontology annotation, biological process: protein ubiquitination. Lineage: Eukaryota; Viridiplantae; Streptophyta; Magnoliopsida; Poales; Poaceae. The record is from RefSeq and is a predicted model, not a curated record.
AUGGACGUGUCCACGAUUGCCAUGAGUACAACAACAACAGUCCCUACCUACCUAAACUUUUCCGUCUACCCAUGCAUGCAUAUAUAUACUGUCGAUCCGAGAGACACGCCCCGUCGUACUCAUCCUCCUCCGUGCCACCCGUCGUCCUCGCCGCCGCCGCUGCUUGAAGAAGCAUCAUCAUCGAUCAUGGCCGGCGAACCCAGCAGAGCAUGCGACAUCUACAGAACACGGGACGUACAGGGCUUCCACUUCCGGGUGAGCCACUCGGCUACCAAGAAUCUCGCCGCCGGCGAGUGUGUCGAGAAGGUGCUCGCGUUAGUCAACGGAUUCAGGGUCACCGCAAGAUGCUGGCCUCACUGCUGGGAAGGCAUCAUCAAGCUCUCCGUCGUCAUCACCAGCAUGCUGAGCCAGCAGAGGCUUCAAGCUCCCAAGGUUGCCGCGGCGAGCAUAGACCUUCGCAACAGGGACGGCCGGCCGGUUCGCACGGGCAGACAGCAGCCUGAAACCGUCGUCGCCGGAGACGAUUGUUUCGGAGGCGUCGCCUUUUACGCCAGCAGAGACGAGGUCGAGAAAGAUUGUCUUGUGGACGACCACUUCACCGCGAUCUGCACGGUGACCAUCCUAAGAGACUGGCCGCCAUUGGACCUCCCCGUCCCUUACAAUCUAGGCAGCGUCAUAUUCAGCAUGCCGGAUCUCAGCGAUGUGUCGUUCCAGGUAGGAGGGCACACUCUGAAAGCGCACCGCCUUGUCCUCGCCGCUUGCUCGCCGGUGUUCAGGGCGAUGCUGUUCGGCGAGAUGGUCGAGAGCAGGGCGAGCAGCAUCGCCAUCGAGGACGACACGAGGCCCAACACCUUUGGAUGCAUGCUCUACUACAUGUACCACAAUGUGCUGCCGCCGCCGCCGGCAGCUGCGGCAGCCGGGACGAUGAUGGGUGAUGAUGAUAAUGCUGCUGAAAUGAUGGAGUUUCAGCAUCUGUUUGUAGCUGCCGAUAAGUAUGGACUGGACAAGCUGAAGGAGACGUGCGAGGAGAUGAUGUUCGCCGGCAUCAAGACGUCCACGGUGCUGUCGAUCAUGGAGUUUGCGGAGGAGUGUGCACGCCCUAAACUGAAGGCCAAGUGCCUUGAUUUCCUUGCGGUUCCUGGGAACUUCCAAGAGGUGGCUGCAACGCAGGAGUACCUUGAUCUGAUGACCAAGCUCCCGUCUUUGCUAGCCCAAGUACGGGACAGGUGCAGGAGACCACGACUAGUGGUGUGA